Messenger RNA from Phasianus colchicus (ring-necked pheasant), 2892 nucleotides. RefSeq names its product putative serine/threonine-protein kinase SBK3. The record is from RefSeq and is a predicted model, not a curated record. Lineage: Eukaryota; Metazoa; Chordata; Aves; Galliformes; Phasianidae. Gene Ontology annotation, biological process: protein phosphorylation. Gene Ontology annotation, molecular function: ATP binding; protein serine/threonine kinase activity.
CUGGGUACUCCCUCUGCAUGAUAUGGGGCCAUUGCAGCAUGGUGUUGGUCUCUGCAGGGCCAUGGCAGAGCCGGAGGAGGACGAGGAGGACAACGCGGCAGCUUUGGAGCAGCUGAUGAUGCAGGCGGGCCGGGCACUGCAGUGGCAGGAGCUGGAGGAGCAGUUCUGCGUGCUGGGAGAGCUGGGCAGCGGAACCUAUGGCCAUGUGGUGCUCACUGAGCCCCGGGAUGGUGGCUCGCCGGUGGUCCUCAAACUGAUGCUGAAGGAACGGACAGAGCGACGGGCAUUCCUGCGGGAAUACUGCAUAGCCCGGUGCCUCUCUGGUCAUGCUGCCUGCAUCCAUGCCCUGCCCCUUGCCUUUGAGAACUCCACACAUUUUGCCUUUGGGCAGGAGCUGGCUCCCGCUGGGGACUUGUGCAACCUGCUCACACCAGGGGAGGGCCUGCCCGAGGUGCUGGUAAAGCGCUGUGCCUCUCAGCUGGCCGAGGCACUGGAUUUCAUGCACAGCCGGGCCCUGGUGCACCGGGAUGUCAAGCUGGACAACGUGCUGCUCUUCGACCACGAGUGCCGCCGCGUGAAGCUGGCUGACUUUGGGCUCACCCGCCUGCAAGGUUCAGAAAUUGGUGCCAUGUCUGGCGCACUGCCCUACGCUCCGCCGGAGCUCUGCUUGCUGCAGGGCUCUGACACACUGGAGCUGGACUCCAGCCUGGAUGUUUGGGCUUUUGCUGUGUUGCUCUUCUGCCUCUGCACUGGCUGCUUCCCUUGGGCUGUAGCUGCCAGCCCUGACCCCCAGUUUGAAGCCUUCAGUGCUUGGCAGGGUGACACAGUGAGACGGGAGGCACCAAAGUCUUGGGGUGGCUUUGAGUGUGGGGCACAGGAGAUGCUGCAGCGCCUGCUGCGGCUUGACCCUGACCGCCGCAGCCCAGCCAUCGAGGUACACAAGUACCUGGCCUUGCCCUGGCUGACAGCACCCAGCAGCAGGGAUCAGACCGAUGGCCCUGAUGGGCCGGGGGCGGUGGAUGGUGAUGGACAUGGAGGGGGGGAUGGUGAUUCACAUGGAGUGGUGGAUGGUGGCCCUCAGUCACCCCUUGCUAGGGGUUCAGGGGAUGAUGGGGUGUGCGGUGACAGCAGUUAUGGGGAGGGGAACAGCAUGCCCACAACACCCGCCAGCGCCAUGGCCCUGUGCCACUAGCUGGCAUCUCCAACAUGGCACGGAGAGGUCCUUGGGGUGUGGGCUGGUGUCUUCUUCUUCUUGGAAUGCAGCACAGAAUGGACGUGAAGCUGUUCGAGAGGAUCCAAAGGAGGCCACAAAGAUGCCCAGAGGGCUGGAGCACCUCUUCUAUGGAAAGAGGCUGAGAGAAUUGGGUUUGUUCAGUCUGGAGAAGAGAAGGCUCCAGGGAGAUCUCAUUGCAACAUUCCAGUACUUCAAGGGAGCUUAUAAACAGGAGAGGGAGUGACUUUUUGCACAGUCUGAUUGUGAUAGGACAAGGGGGGAAUGGUAUUUAACUAAAAGAGGGAAGAUUUAGGUUAGAUGUUAGGAGGAUUUUUUUUGCUCAGAGGGUGGUGAGGCACUGGAACAGCUUGCACAAAAAAGCUGUGGUUACUCUAUCCCUAGAGGUCCUCAAAGCCUGUUGGAUGGAGUCCUGGGCAACCUGGGUGGCAACCAGCUCAUGGCAGGGGGUUGGAAAUAGAUGGACUUUAAGGUCCCUUCCUAGCCAACCCAUUCUAUGAUUCUAUGUUUCUUGUGGGCUGGAAUGGAAGCCUUGGACUCCACUUGGUCCCCUGGGUGAGAACAUCAGGAGCAGAAAGCCAGGCCAGGAGCACAGUGUGGGCAGGGGAAGGAGAAGAAACACCUCAGGCUGUAUUUGGAGGAGGUCAGGGACCCUUGACACUUUACACCCUAUUAAUGAAUACAAUGGCAAAGCACCUGAGCAACAAAUGAGCAAGGGAAAGCCAAGGAAAGAGCAGCCAGCAGGACACAGAGAAAUGGGAGGAGAGCAGCCAGUCAAAAUUGUUAAGACUGGUGCAACAGCUUGGUGGAGGUGGGUGGUAAAACUGCUCAUCAGUUCUGCAGGGGAACCCAGAAAUGGAUCUGACAUUCACUCCUUUCAUACCUGUGUGAGGAGGAUGUCAGCCUGCUGUAAUCAGUUAAGAUGCCAAAGGAUUUCCUUGGCAUUAAUGAGGUGAGGAGACAAAUGUAAGCACACCAGGCACACAGAUAGGUUGGGAAGAGCUGUGGGGCAAAUUCCUAGUGCUUGAGGGAGAGGAGAUCAACCUGGAAUACAGCUCCCUCUGAACAAUUCAUGGCUCUGCCAAAGGUGGAAAAUUUGCACUGAGAGGAUGGGAUGUGGAUAUAUAAAAGAGACAGAGGGAGAGCACAUUGGGUUGGCUCUGCAUGUGGAAGAUGCUGGCAUGUGAAUGGACUUCAGGGUCCUGAAGGAAGAAAUUUUUUGGGAUGAGGGUGAUAAGGCACUGGAACAGGUUGUCCAGAGGAAUUGUAAAUGCCCCUUCCAUGGAAUUGCUCAAGGCCAGAAUGGAUAAGGCUUUGGGAAAUCUAGUGGGAAGUGUCCGUGCCCAUGAAUGGGCUUAGAACUGUGUGGUCUUUAAGGUCUCUUCCAACCCAAACCUUUCCAUCAUCCCUAUGAUUCUAUGGCUAGAAUUCCAUGACUAUAGCUUUAUGAUCUCGGACUAAGCAAGAAGAACACCGCUGCACAGUGGAAGGAGAGCUGGAAAUCAGCUGAGAUGCUGAAGCUUAAUAAAACUCUCUGUGUUUUGCCUUUUUUUUUUAUAACUGUUUUCCCUCAAGACAGUGGCAGGACAAAAAGGACUGAUUUUAAAAUAAAAGAGGGAAAAUUUAGGCGACAUAUUAGGAAGUUGUUUUUUUUUUUUUUU